UUGCCGCUGACGAACUCAGUUAUGAGCUCUACGCUCCCAACCACUUCGCUCGCCAACUCGGCUUUGUUCAAUUAGUGCCAUUCCCUCUGUAUGAUGCUUGGAACUACAACACCUCUUGGCGUAGACUUGGGCCUCUUUCUGGGUCUCCGCCAGCACAAAGCACACUCGCACUGGUUGAUCUCCCUGACUGGGCUAAAGAGAUUGACUCUGUGGAUGGGGCUGAGGAAGGAUACGAGGCAUGGUGGGCAGAAGUUUCUGUUAACUGCUGGAUGCAACAGCAUGAUGAGCUAUUCGCUGCCAUUUUCGGGGAACUGCGAUACCCCUAUACUGCCGACGUCGAUCUACUUGCUCGCGUCCCUGAAGACGCUGCACAAGCUCCUCCUCCUGCUGCUGAGCCGGCUCCGCGACCCGCGCGAGCCCCACGUCAGGCCCAGGCUGGUAUCGUAAUCCGCGAACCCCCUCAAGAGGGAAAUGCGCCAUUUUCUGGCAGUCGCGCAGCCAACACUUCCCAAGCCACUGGCCAGUCUGGGAAACAAAAGGCAGUAAUGACAGAGCCUGAAGACAAAGAAUCCUCCUCUGAUGAUGAUGACUCGCAGACGAUCGCCGCCCUCUCGGCUCGGAAAUGCAGUCGCUCUGAUCCUCGAACUGACCUAUGGGCAGAAGAUGAACCAAUCGCUGACCGACUGGUUCGCCACAGGUCCUCGAGACACACUGAAGAAGGAUCUUCAGCUGCUGGUGAAGGCACAUCUGCUUCCCAAGCCCAAGCGCCAACUAUUGUGAACAACUCUCCACCUCCUGCGGGCGCUGCCAGUAAUGCACAGUUGGCCUUGAUCCCAGUGCAGAUCAUAGAUGAUAGCUCGCCUGAGGCCGAAGAUAGAGUACCAUUACCGGAUGCGCCUCGCGAGGAACCAAGCGAUAUACCUGUCCUGGAACAGAUAGCGCCUGACUCAAUUCCUAUUCCCAGCGAAGCUAACCCAGAGGCAAUGCCAGCAGUCGUUGUGCGUGAGCCCCCAGCCGAGGAGAAUCCAAAUGCCUUCAACACUGAGGAUGCUGUAGCUGAAGCUGUAGAGGCAGAGGCUGCUGAGCCCGCUCUUAAUAUGGUUAGCUCGCGUACUCAAAGUGACCCCUCCUGGGGUCGUAGAUGA
This is a messenger RNA of Rosa rugosa (rugosa rose), 1145 nucleotides long. RefSeq lists its product as uncharacterized. The transcript has 6 exons. The record is from RefSeq and is a predicted model, not a curated record. Lineage: Eukaryota; Viridiplantae; Streptophyta; Magnoliopsida; Rosales; Rosaceae. Bases 270 to 1145 code for a protein of 291 amino acids.